Messenger RNA from Microthlaspi erraticum, 459 nucleotides. The record is from the annotation of a GenBank genome assembly. Lineage: Eukaryota; Viridiplantae; Streptophyta; Magnoliopsida; Brassicales; Brassicaceae.
AUGAAGAUCCAUGCACAUAGUGCUUAUAGCUUCUUUGGGUUCCGAAAUUUUAGUGUAGAUGAAAUCCAGCACCCAAUAGGCGAAGCAAACAAGAAUGGUGCAUCGAAGGAAAAAAGCAUCUGGGGGACUUAUGCCAGAGGAGCGCUCUAUGCGUUACAGAUCAGCAAAAAGAAUCUCAAACAGGGCAUCGUUGGUUGCAUCAGUGGCUCGGAUGGAUUAGAUAGCUCCGGCCUUAGCUCAUCAGCUGCUGUUGGUGUGGCAUACCUGCUAGCUUUGGAGAAUGCAAACGAAUUGACUGUAUCCCCAACAGAAAAUAUUGAAUAUGACAGACUUAUUGAGAAUGGAUAUCUGGGUCUGAGGAAUGGAAUUUUGGAUCAAUCAGCUAUUUUGCUUUCAAGUUAUGGGUGUCUAACAUACAUGGACUGCAAGGGGCAGUUUAAGUUCACAUGGGAUGCCUGA